GGCGACCGGAAAGCCACUGCCCCGCCAGAAAAACUCGCCCGCACAUUUUCAUUCCUUCUCAGAACAGACCACUCUCGCUCAUUUUCCCGUCUCCCUCUCCUCCCUCUAUCUCUUAACCCCUCCCUCCGGUGUCUCACACAGACUUUCCAAGAUACCGCGUACUGAAUUCAGAUGCCGUGCACUUCCAAAGCGAGCAUCAGCAUCACCACCAGAGCGACUCCGGCUCGGAUUGUGUAUGGAGCGCGUUUUCGUCCUCGGCUGUUUUCGAUUCAUCUAAUUGAUUAGAACCGCCCCCUCCCAGUAUCACCCGAAUAAAUCCGUUAUCUGAAUUAUAGCGGCCUCCCUCCAGUUCUCUCUCUCUUUUCCUUGGCUUAUCCUAUCUUCCAACCGAACAGAAUGUCUGUGUAUUUGCCGCAUGAGGAUGUCCAAGGAUUGGAACUCAUUUAAUGGGGUUGCAGUAAUUCAGCCUGCCGCCUGUUCCGCUCCGGAGACAUGAAUCUACCAUAACGGAAUUUGCUUUCCCUUUGAAAACCGGAGAAAUCCAAACUGUUUGUUUGCCGCCUCAUGAGGGUUACCUUUUUUGCUGGUCAAUAACUGUCGUCAAUAGAGUAGCUGUCACCGUCAUCGCUUCAAUUCCAAACUGGAGAAGUCGUGAUCAACGGGAAUGAAAUUGAGAAAAUCACCCGAGGGUUGGAGGACGGGGCUGAGUUUAGGUCGGGAACUACGAGUCUAGAUAAUUUCAACUUUACGCGCAAGACUUUCUCUUUCUGUAUGGACAGAUCAACAUCACUGGAUAUCGAGGCUCUGAAGAUGACCCAGGAGCAGUACAUCCUGGCGGCCCAGCCCAACCCCCUUGCCCAGCGGGUACAUCCGGGCACACAGGCCUACCCAGUGGGCAUCUACGGCUGGAGGAAGCGCUGCCUCUAUUUCUUCAUCCUGCUGCUCCUCGUCACGAUGAUCGUCAACCUGGCUCUCACCAUCUGGAUUCUCAAGGUCAUGAACUUCACUGUGGAUGGGAUGGGUAAUCUUCGUGUAACCAAAGAUGGGAUCAGGCUUGAAGGUGUUUCUGAAUUUCUGCUUCCUGUGUACGUGAAAGAAAUACAGUCCAGAAGGGACAGUCCUCUGAUCUUGCAGUCGGACAGGAAUGUGACGGUGAACGCCAGAAACGCCCUUGGUCAGCUGACGGGCCAGCUCACUGUGGGCUCCGAGAUGGUGCAGGCACAGUGUCAGAGGUUUGAGGUGAGAAGUCCUGACGGGGACCGGGUACUGUUCUCCGCCGACGAGGAGAAGAUCAGCAUCGGCACUGAGAAACUGAGGGUGACAGGGAACGAAGGCGUCGUUUUCGGCCAUUCGGUGGAGACGUCCCACAUCAGAGCAGAGCCAUUCCAGGAUCUCAAGCUGGAAUCUCCGACCAGGACCCUGACUCUGGAGGCCCCGAAAGGUGUGGAGGUCAACGCCGGAGUGGGGGACUUCAAGGCCUCCUGCCGGAAAGACCUGCUUCUCCAGUCGUCAGAAGGAGAGAUCUUUUUAGACGCCAGCACGGUUCGUCUGGGCAGCCUUCCUCAGGGGACGGCGGCGGACCCGCUGCACGGCGCGCCCGGCACCACGUACCCCAAACAAACUGUGUACGAGCUGUGCGUGUGCCCAAGUGGCAAGCUAUACCUGUCCCCCGCCGAGAAGGGCUCCACCUGCCAGGCCACCAGCAACGUGUGUCUGUGGAGCUGAGAGAGGGCAGAGGACCGCUGAACACCAGAAAGGCCUUCCCCUCUUUAGGAUCCCCGUCUGGGAUCCCAGGACUCCGGACCUUGGUCUCAAUCCAUUCUGUUCCCCAUCUAUCGACAGAUGCACUUUCUUUGGGGGAUAUUCUUCAUAUCUUUUUCCUCUCUCUCUCUGUCUCCGUGGCGACCUCGUCUUUCUUCUCUCUCUCUUUUAUCGCUCUGUCUUUUCCUUUUUUACUUAUCAUAUUGCACUUUCUUUUGGUCAUUGUUUGUUUUUGAUUUUUCUCUCUUUCCCUCUUGUUGGUUGUUGUCCUCGUGCGCUCUGUCCGUCCCCUUGGUCGUCUCUCACAGUCGUCCCAAAUGAAGAAAAAAAGAUCUGGAAUUCCUCAAAAAAUCUGGCUUGGGAAAAAGCCCCCUUCUUCCAAAACUUUAAAUGGAACAAAAAAAACUUGAUGUUGUUUUUUUGUUGUUUUUUUCCCUCUAUUUUUCUAUUGUUCUCAGAUGGGGAAUGAGUGUUGGGCCGCUCCCGAGCCGAACUUGAUCCGGGACAUUUGCGCGGUCGGAUUUGGGCCACGUCUGUUUUUCUAACAAAGCGAUACACAGGUGCCUUUGCUAUUGUUGGUAAAGCACACCACCUCCAACAUUCUCAUCAUCUUCAGUGGACCGUCACUAACUCACUGGAAAACAAACUGCUUUUGGGAUAUAAGCCCUGUAGAAAUCUCUAUACAGACUUCAAGUACAGUUUGAAUUUUUUUCUCUGAUGUUUCUUGAUAAAAAAAAAAGCACAAAAUUAUGCCAUGUAUAUAAAAAUACCAAUAAAAUGAAAAAAUAAAACAAUUUUGUUUUUUAAAGACACCCUGAAUCUGAGAAUGCUCUAACGUUUCUACUUUUUCAUUUCCAGUUCUACAGUCAUGUGUAGUGUUACGUUUUGAGGUUCAGUCAUGAAUAUCCCUGCUCUGAAAUCACAUUCUAUGAGUUACCUAAAAGUAAUUUUUGCAAUCUUUCUCCUUGUCCAUCAGAGCUAAAUGAUGUAGUCUUAGACAAAAACAAAUAAUAAACCUUUUGGAAUUUGGAUUUCAUCGAGCACUGCUCACUGGAAUGAAGUAUGCAUUCUGCUUAUUUUAGCACAAGAGUACUCCAUGGCACUCUUAAAGUGGAGUUCCUAUCUGAAUAAAAUGCAGUUUUAAGUCAGAGCUAAAAAAGUAUCCGCUAAUCCGGGCCGGAUCUAGGCAUAAGCGACCGAAGUGGAACCACUAGGGAGUCCCAACCACUAUUGGAGGGGGGGGGGGGCUCAAAUCCAAUUGUUAUUAGUGCCACCAAAAGGCUAAAGACGGUACUGCAUUUAACCUUCCCAUGUGAUCUGACCAUCUGAUCCCUGACUGCACAGCAGAUGAGGUGGCAGGCCACCAUUGGUCAAAGCAAUGCAAUGGAUAUUAAAACCAAACGCAAACGGCGACAUGGCAUUUCACUUGGCGUUUAGGAAUGGUCAUUCUCCUGAGUUUCACGCAGGUCACAUAACAAAGUCAAGCUGCGUGCGAUGUCUCUGAGUUGCGUUUGGUUUCAUUCGCGUUCCCAGUCUAUUGAGCCGUUGUCAAAUUAAAGCACCUGGAGAGAGUUUAUAGUUUUAACAUUCAACUGCUCCUUCCACCAUAUGGUAUAGAACAACUUAAAAACCAUAUGGACAAAUGUUGUGGAAGUACUACGUGGACACAUUGUUUUAUUUUUAUUUUUAAUAAAUCAAUAUUUAUUCAUCCUCACAUGUACAUAAAUACACACCCGUUUUAAAUGACGAACAGAGAUAUAUUUUCUUACAGAUUCUAUGCAAUGUGUUUGUAAGAUUGUUGUAAGACUGCAAUAUUAUCCAACGACAAAAUCUGUUUGAAGUUUUCUUUAUUGUUAUCGUAUGCAAAGUGUUUUUCUGCUUUCUUUGCGUCCAUACAGGUCAAUGAUAUAGACAUAUAGACAUUUACGAGGUUACUCAACAGAACAUCACUUUGGGCCAUAUCCUUUGGUCGAUUAAUGAAGUGCUGAUAUGACAAAAACAGUUGAUGAUUAUUAAAUGUCUUUAUUUGGGAGAAGCAAUCAAAACAGUGUGUCAUUGUUUUGUUUACUCACUGCAGUUGCAUAUGCUGAAGAGUAGAAUG
Molecule: messenger RNA, 3862 nt
Organism: Esox lucius (northern pike)
Lineage: Eukaryota; Metazoa; Chordata; Actinopteri; Esociformes; Esocidae
Product: zeta-sarcoglycan
Exons: 8
Coding region: 772-1725 (317 amino acids)
Biological process (GO): heart contraction; cardiac muscle tissue development
Cellular component (GO): sarcoglycan complex; sarcolemma
Source: RefSeq, a predicted model, not a curated record